AUGGGGCAGUGCAUGGGAUUUCCUCGGCCUCGCCCCGGGCAGUGCUAUCACCCGGACAAAAGUCUUUCAGAUGAGGUGGAAAUGGCUACAGUCCGCAUGCAGGCGCUGGGCAAUGCCAAGGAGAUCCUCCUCAACCCGAGCCUCAGGAUUCUCCAUGACAAUAUCCUGGGCCUGGGAGUUGGUACUGGGGGGACGGGGGACGGUUCCGCCCCCGUCGAACGCGGCAUGAGAUGGAGGGUCAAGCGGCACCGCCCCCCAUCAUGGAUGGUGGAAUCAGGCCUCCGCCAAAAGCCUCGCCACAGAGCUGGCUCUGCCAAGGGCAAGGACAAAGGUCGCUGGGGUACCCCCUUCUACGACACCAGCAGCGAGGAGUUUUCCAGUGGCGGUCCUGACACUGAGUCCUCUGGCCCGGAGAUCGAUAGGUACCCUCGCAUCCGCUGUGGACGUGUGCUGAGGUGCUGCAAAAGGGGCCUCCCUACCGGUACCGCCGACAGCAAAAGGGGGCUUCCAAAGGCCCGUAUGGCAGUUACCGCCCUGACGAUGUACCUGGACGAAAGGGGGCCAAAAGGUGACGGAGAACCUCCUCAUGGACCUCUUUUUCGUCAGCUGGCGCUCCGCUCCGGCCUAACCCCUGGGCACGGGCCAAGGAAGCGCCGCCUCCCCCCCCCGCCGAGCUCAAGUCGGUCUUUGGUUGUGGCUGCAUUUUUCCAGCAUCAGAAGCCCUACAAGGCCCCACCGAAGGCACGUCCCAGCACGGCGCCUCCACCUAAGAAGGCUGCUCCACCCCCAAAGCCGUCGCAAGCCCCUGGGGCCGAGGCUCCGCCCUCCCCACCAAGGCGCCGCCGCCCUCCACGUUUGACAACACGAUGCGGUGGAUCUGUGGAGGCUGUGGAGAACCUAAUGGGCUUCAUCGGUAUGGCUGCAAUGGGUGCCGUCGCUCUCGACACGCUGCAGGAGAGGGCGACACACUGGAUAUGCCCCGACUGCCAGGAUGAGACGACCAUCAAAGCGAACCAGUGUUCUGGAUGUGGAUGCUGGCGGCCAAGACAUGGGUCUCUCAUCAAUAACGGCCCUGCCCCCGACGACCUGCUGGUGCACCCGAGGGCGUCCACAGACGAGCAGAUGGAAGAGGAAGGCGUCACCGCCCUCUGUAAGGGUAUGGGCGCACUGCCCGAGGGACCUCUGCCCCCUACUCCAGCCACCCCGAAAAGCUAUGCCGCACCGCCACCGGCGUCUGGUGGCCUUCAGCCUCUGGUCGACCCGAAGGCCAGGGGCCCCACAGAGGAAAGCCGUCCUAUGGCGAUUGUGGCACCGAACGGCGAUCUACCGCCCCUCAGCCCUGCGACCGGAGACCAUCGCCCCCUGUUCACCUUUCAGGACUUCCUGAGGAACCCCAGCCUUGGUCAACAUUACAGGGGGAAUGAGGGGCCACCUCGCCCAGGCCGUGCCGCCCUACCCUGCAUUUACCCGGCCCCGCUCCGCCUGCUCCCGCUUGCAGAGACCUAUGCGGAAGCGGACCAAGCCCAGAAUGUUAUGGGCCGGUGGGCUAUGCAGAUCUUGGGCAAUGGGCCGGCAGUUCCGCCAGAUGAGGGCGUACCGCCUGCAGAUGGCAGUAAGGGUGCCUCCGCCCCGAGUUCGACGCCGAGUGGCAAAGGCUCCGGGAACGCUGGCAAGAGAGCCACGCACUGGUACUGCAAAAGGUGCUCCUAUAGGGUGCCAAUCACCCGCACGAUUUGCACCAUGUGCAACCGUGACAGGGAGCAAUGCGUGGUAUCUGAUGACGAGGAACCGGAGGAUGAUGUCGUCCUCAACAAAGAGGAGCUCGAGGAAGUUGCCCGGCUCGAACGAGAAUGCGCGGACCUGGAGCAAAGGAUGAGAGGCCUCAACGCCGGCCAGCAGCGGGCACUCCUGGAAAACCUCGCGAACAGCUCGAGUGCCGUGAUGGGAGGGCUUUUGGCCGAUACCAUCAGGCGCACCGCCCAGCUACGAGGCCAGAAGGGUAAAGGGGGGUCCAGCAAUGUCAAGGUGAGGGCAUCCAACGACACUGCUCGCAACGACCCCAAGUACCUGGCCGAUUUGGAGGCAGGUGUAUCCACGGCAGUGGCGUUUCAACGCCAUCGCUCCCGACUUCGUGCCGUACAACACCAGGUGGCCCAGGGCAAUGUGGCGUUACAGCCCCGUGCCACUCCCCUGCAGAGGGUGAGGGCGCUACCGCCCAUGAUGAGCUUGGGCCGCUCCCAUCGCCUUUAUCUCCUCAACAGAUUGGAGAGACUUGAAAGGCGGGGAGUCACCUGGACCCAGGAGGAGCAAUUCCUCGAUUACUUGGAGGCGAGAGUCAAUGCGGAUGCAGAGAGAGCGGAGCCCACAACCGCUUCCAAAUCCGCAGGUGCUCCACCCCCCCAGGUGUACCACCUCAUACUGGCACUACAGCGAGCACCCCGUCGGGAACCUCUUCUGCACCAUCGGGUACAACCGCGGACGGGCGGCCAGAACCUCCCCCACCUCGUUCCGAUCAGCCGGAAGAUCGAGAAGCUGGGCGGCCAGUGCCUCCGGACCAAGGGAGGUGAUGCUGCAGGUGACACCGCCCCAGCUGGGAACGAUUUACCGGCUGAUGAUUCAGCACAAAGUUCCGCGGUGGGCGGUUUUCAUCUUUAA
Molecule: messenger RNA, 2655 nt
Organism: Symbiodinium sp. CCMP2592
Lineage: Eukaryota; Dinophyceae; Suessiales; Symbiodiniaceae
Source: the annotation of a GenBank genome assembly